GCCACACUGAUCCAGACACUCGAACGAAUCGGUCGCGGUUGUUUUUUCGGUUUUUUGUUUGUCGUCCAUAAGAAAGCCCUCUCGCAGCGAAGGAAAAUGCGCUCGGAAAAUCACUCGUAGGCGGGGCGAAAACAGCGGUUGCAGCGCCAAACUUCUAACGGUUGUCCGGGCCGGGUGAAAAAAAUAGUGCGCGACACAAUUGGAAUUGCCGAAAAUGCGAGCGAGGAAAAGUGUCGAAUUCGGUGCGAAAAUCCGCGAAUAAUUUUAUGCGAUUUCCCGAGAAAAACGGGGAAAAUUAAGCGUCUGUCUGCUGCCGUGUGUGCGUGUGUGUGCGUGUCUGUGAGUGUAUAACAUAACAGAAAACAAAACAACAACAAAAACAACAAGGCAGCCAAGUCAGGAUCAACGGUUCUUCAGGGUAGUUUGUUUGAAUUUGAACAAAGCAAAGCAAACGCAAAGUAAAGCACACGAAAGCAGGAGUGAUAAAGAGAGAGAUAGAGAGAAAUACGAGGGGGAUAACGGGAGAAUACACCCCACACACACACCCGCUCCGCUCCUCUUCUUUGUGUGCGCUUUUGCCGCCUGGAAAUGCAAUGCUAGAGCAAAAGCAGCUACAACAACAAAAACAGCAAGCAAGCGUUGGGAAGCAGGGGAGGAAACAACAACAAUAAGAACAGCGCUUAAUUGUCUGCAGCAUCAUCGGCCGAAAAAAAAUCAAACAAACGAUUGCAUUUAAGACGCCCUGCGAUAUUUUCCAGUCGAAAGUGCACCAUCAUCCCCACAUUCAACGCAAGGAAAUACCGGAUUUGCUUGUAUUUUCCACUCAAAAUGGAACAAAAUAAAUAAUCCAAAACAAAAAUCAUCCAAAUAAACUCAAGCCGAACAGUUGAACGACGAACGAAAAGCAAUCGAUAUCGAUAUAUAAGCCAGCUAAAUACUAAGAAAACAUGGAUCUAAGUCUGGAACGCGAUAGCUCCGCGCUGGGUAGUCUCUUCCAGCAGAUUAUUAAUGACAUGAAGAAUACUUCGCCACUGUGGGAGGAUUUUGUGGCUAAGGCCGGAAAACUGCACACAUGCUUGAGGGCCGCCAUCCAGGCAAUCGCCGCCUAUUUGGAUGCCUUCCAAAAGAUAGCCGAUGCGGCGACCAAUUCAAGAGGAGCCUCCAAGGAGAUCGGCACAGCCCUGACCCGCGUCUGCCUGCGCCACAAGGCCGUGGAGACGCGUCUGAAGACCUUCACCAGCGCCAUCAUGGAUUGCCUGGUGCAGCCGCUGCAGGACAAGAUCGAGGACUGGAAGCGCACGGUGGCCACCAUCGACAAGGACCAUGCCAAAGAAUACAAGCGCUGUCGCAGCGAGUUGAAGAAGCGCUCCAGCGACACGCUGCGCCUGCAAAAGAAGGCUCGCAAGGGUCAGACGGAUGGGCUGCAGUCCCUGAUGGACUCUCACAUGCAGGAUGUCACCUUGCGGCGGGCUGAGCUGGAGGACGUGGAGAAGAAGUCCUUGAGGGCGGCCAUGGUGGAGGAGCGGCUGCGCUACUGCAGCUUCGUCCACAUGCUGCAGCCGGUGGUGCACGAGGAGUGCGAGGUCAUGUCCGAGUUGGGGCAUCUUCAGGAGGCCAUGCAGUCGAUCGCCCUGGUCACCAAGGAGCCCAGUGUCCUACCCCAGGCCUCCGAGGAGCUCAUCCACGAUGCCAAGGCCAGCAUUAAUCUGUAUCCAGAGUCCCCGGGCGGAGGUUCCGGUUCGCAGGGUGGUGGCUGCUCCAACUCGCUGGGCUCCCGUAAGAGCUCCGUGUGCUCCAUCAGCAGCAUGAACAGCAGCGGCUCGAGCAACUCGCCGGGCCACCACCACUAUCCGCGCUCCCUGUCGCAGACUUCGAAUGCAACGAAUCAGACGGCAAAUGUCUCCACCUGGCCGCCACAUUCCCAGGACGUGGUGGACACCCUGCCACCGACCGCCGAUCGUCCGCACACCAUUUCGACGGCCUACGAAAAGGGUCACCAGCGUCCGCCGCUGACCGUAUACACGUUCCAGAACCCGGAGACCAUUCACGAGUCGGGAAGCUGCCUGAACAACGGAUCCGGUCCCCCGAAUGGUCAGCCUUCGUCGGGACAGGCCACGCCGGCCACCCAGAAGUCGCCGGCUGCCUCACUUAGUCGGCCACCCUUGCCAGUUCGCUGUUCCUCGCUGGAGCGACCGCUUUCGGCUCAGAGUAACCACCGCCAGGGAAGCGGGAGCAACCUGCUGCAGCGCCAGUGCCCCUCACCGAUUCCAGCUCAUAUCACGAAAGAGCUGUCCGCAGCGCAUCAUGCACAGCAGCAGCAGCAGCAGCAAAACCAGCAGCCCCAGACGCCGCCCACCUAUGUGAACAUGUCCGAGCUGGCCACCAUGGCGGCCUUGAAGCUGACCAACCAGCAGCAGCAGCAGCAGAAGCCCACUCCGCCGCCCCUGCAGCAGCAGAGCUCCAUCGACUCGACCGGCUCCCAGCAUUCCAACGACUCCUCCGGCUCGCAUCAGCUGCUCCAGCAGCAGCACCAUCAGCAACAGCAGCAUCACUCGCAGCCGAAUCACCACUCAGCCACCGCCACACGCUCCCAUUCCAUAUCCUCGACGGCCUCGUCACUGCACUCGCAUCCGUCGAUCGACUCCACCGUCGCUUGCGGCUCGUUGGUGGGCCAGCCCAACCACAGCACCAGCACCAACACGAACACCACCUCGCCGUCCAGUGGCAGCUCCACGCCACAGAACCAUUACUCGCCCCUGCUAACCAACUCCCCCACGUCCACUGCCGCAGGUACUCCGAGUGGCAGCAGUCUAGGUCAAGGGUCCGCUCUAGGAUUUGUCUACCAGGUCAGCUCUCCGACGCCGCCCUCCAGCGAGGUGCUGAAAAUCACCGAGCAGGCGGCAGCUGGACAGGAUCAGGGGCCGGUGAACAGCGAAGUAGAGGAUACGGAUGAGCGAUCGCGUGCCUCCGUUCUGCAGAAGGCCUCCAUGUUCGAGAAGGCGGCAGCAGCGGCAGCGGUAUCGCCUCCGGCUCCCAAUCAGUCACCAGCAGCAUCUUCUCCAGCUUCGGGAGGCGGAGCACGACGAUCCGAGGCGGAGCAGCAGGAAAUGGACAAGUCUUUCGAAGAUUCAAUACAAGCACUAAAUAAUUUAAUUGGCGAACUAGACUCGUUCCAACGCGAGAUCGAUGAGGGCAAGGGCAAGCCGAUGAGCAGCAUAAUCAGCAGCAGCAACAGCAACAACAACAAUACGACGACCAGCAGCAACAGCAGCAGCGACAACAACAAUCUGCCCGCCAUCAGCAGCAACAUCGAGCCCUGCGCCAUCAGCAAUCAAACAAAUUCGAGCGGCUGCGGAACGGACAUAUCGGACACCACCUCCGACGAACUGGCAGGCGACGAUAUGGACGCCAGGCGACAGGAUCGGGAUCGGGACAUGCUGGGCGCCAGCGAUUCGGAGCUGAGUCGCUGCUAUGUGAGCGAGACGAGUUCGCUGACCGGUGGCCUAACGGCCGGCGGCUAUGAGAAUCCCACCUUCGCGCACUUUGUGGCCAAUGCGAAUCGGGAGGAUGUCGUUUCGCUGGCCUCGGACAGCGUCUGUCUCGGCCAGCCGCGCCACGCCUACGUGGACACGUGCAGCGACAGCGGCAGUGCCGUGGUGGUGAUCUACGAUCAUCAGAUUCCCAACACCCCAGACAUUGAGUUCGUGAAGCAGAACUCGGAGAUCGUGGUGCUGCGGACGAAGGAUCCGCAGCCGCAAACCCUGCAGCUGCACGAGAUGCGCGAGCUGCAGCAGCUGCCGGCCAAUUUGGCCGGUUCGCCGGACUCCUCGCCGGACUCGUCCGGUGGCCAGGCACCGGCGACAGCAACUGUGGCGCCCGCCAAGCAGCGACUCUCCUCGUUUCGCGCCACCAGUGAGCAGCAGUUGCAGCUCCUCGGACGCGGAAGCCCGCAAAGAGGUAAAGCAACCAGUGAGCAGGCGACACAGAGCAGGCCACAGGACCAGCAUUUCCCAGCACAGGCACAUCCCCUGCAGCAGGAUAGUGAUGGCAGUAGCCAGCCAGUAGAUCCCAUGAGGCGCCAGCUGCCGCCCAAGCCCACCAGCUUGAGCAUUUUCAAUGGCCCCGCGCCCAGUGUGGGCGAUAGGCCCUUGGUGCCCCGAAAGUCGGACUUUAAGGCCGAUCUAGAUGCGAAAAUACGCAGGCAAAAGCAGAAGGUUAAACAGCAGUUGCAGCAGCAGCAGCAGCAGCAACAAUCGCCGCAGCCGCAGCAAGCACCACAAGAACCGCAACACUCACCACAGUCGCCCCAAACCAGAAACUGUAAUGUCACUAAUAACCCAGCCGCCAAUGUUACUGCAUCUGCAUCUGCAUCCGCAUCUGCAUUCACCGACCAAGCUCAUAGAAUGCCAAACCAAAAUCAGACCGCCACAUCCAAUCACAAGCAAUGCAAGACGCCCGCAACAAUGGCUCUGUCACCAUCGUCAUCUCCUCGCGGCCAUCUACCAUCUGCAUUAUCAUCGUCAUCGCUAUCGUCAUUACCAUUACCAGCCACCACAUCAUCGCCAUCAAAUGCUCCGCCAUCGAUGUUGCCCGCCAGUGACCGACCACCCGCCCAUCCAUAUGUGUGCUCCAAUGCCCCAGCCAAUCCCCAUCAUGCCAAUAGCAUUACCAAUGCCAAUGCCACUGCCAAUCUCAAGCCGUGCAUUACGCCCCGGCCGGCCUCGUUGUCGGGAGGAGCAGCGGGCGGUGGCUCCACGCGCAUCGCACGUCGUUCGUCCAUCAACCAGGCCAAGCCACCGCCGCCAGUGAGACGCAGCUCGUCGGUGACCCCCAGUCCCAAUGCCUCGGUCGGGCUGCAGCACCAGCAACAGCAACAGCAGCACGCGACUCUGUCGCAGCAGAAUCACCAGCUAAGCAGCUCCAGCGAGCACUUGCCACCGCCGCCGGCUUUCAUGCUGGACGCCGUGCCCCAGAUGCCCAGCUCAGCGCUGAAGGUAUCGGAGACGGUGAGAGCCCUGGCAGCCAUGCGGCACCAGCCGGCAUCGCCUGUGUCCCUCAGACGCCUGCAGCAGCAACAGCAGCAGCAGCAACUACAGCAGCAGCAGCAGCAACAGCUACACCAGCAACACGUGCAGCAGCAGCAACCCCUAUUGCAGUCUGUGCACCACAAUCCCCUGAACGAUGACCCGACCGUCUACUACGACUCCUACAUGGACCUGCACGCCUAUGCCCAGGCCUUGGCCAAUGGCCAGCAGAUGUCCAACCAGCAACGCUUUAACCACCAGCAGCAACAGCAGCAGCAGCAAAAUCAUUAUCUGCAGCAGCAGCAGCAGCAGCAACAUCAGCCAGCGCAACAACCGCCUGUUUACCAAGCGCCGCCGCCUGUCGAUGCCACGUUCCGCACUUCAUCACCAGCCGCUGGCGGAGGGGGCGGCAUCUACGCCCAGCCCAAGCUGGUCAACAGCAUGUCCAGCUUCCGCACCAGCAGCCCCAGUCCCAACGGACACGCUCACCCACUGCCACCGACACAGCCAAAGACGAAUCCGAACCUAAUUGCACAGCUCAAUGCACGACUCAGCGGCAAGCAGCAGCAGCCCCACCAGCAGCAGCAGGUCGAGGGGAUCUAUGGUAACCAACAGGCGCCCGGAGGAGAGUCCAUCUACAUGCGGAGUGGCUUGUCCAUGUCGCAGCCGCCACAGCAGCAACACUAUGACGGUAAAUCAUCAAACCAAAUGCAGCAGCAGCAGCAGCAGCAUAGAAUUUACGCUAGUUUCGGCAACUCAUCAUCAGCAAUGUCAUCGGCCCAUGUGGCCAACAGCAGCACUAAACAACCGUCCAUUCUAACACCGACCGCCUCUUUCAAUGCAUUGCCCCACUUUCCCCUGUCUUCAUCCACAUCAUCGUUGCUAUCCAAAGUAGGCUCAUUCUCGAACUCUUCAUCCGCAUCCCCACCGCCAACGGCAGCGGCCUCCGGCUCGGCCAACUCGCAUUAUCAGCCACCGCAGCCGCCGACAGCAGCAGUUGCUGGCAGCAAAGACUUUGCCAUCUACUCAAGUUCGUUUACCAAAAAUCCAGCAGCUGCGCAAGCGCCGAACAUGCGACAGGCCCAUUCCCAUCAGCAGCAGCAGCAGCAGCAACAGCAGCACUACACCUGCCCGCCUCCACUGGAGGAUCCCCCACCGCCGCCCAUUUACGCCGCCGGUGCAUCGGCCACGAUGCCCAAGAAGAUGGUCCGCCCGCCCACUGGCCAGAAUGCACAUGCGGCCCACCCGAGCGCCUAUGCGGCUGCUUCGGCCACGGCCACGCUGCCCAAGAACAUGGUGCAGCGGUUGCAGCAACAGCAACAUCAGCAGCAGCAGCAGCAAUAUCAACAGCCAGCGGGCAUGGGCAUUGGCAAUGGCAAUGGUCACUUGGCUCAGCGUCCGCAGUUGCCGCUGCCCCAGCAAAAGCUGCGGGCUGCACAGCAGCAACACUUGGCGGAGCAGCAGCAACAUCAGUUGCAGCAGCAACACCAGCAACGCCAGCCGCCCAUACCUUCACGCCACUCGAGUGUGCAGCAAAAGAUAUUCGUCUCGACAAACCCAUUCAUACAGACAACGGCCGUCAAGUUUCACUCGCCCUCUGCCUCGCCCACUUGCGGCUCGCCAGUAACUGGAUCUGGGUCCCUAGCCAGCAUUUAUGCCACAACCUCACGUGGAGGCCACCAUCACCAGCAGCAGCAGCAACAUGCUCACCAGCAGCAACUGCAGCAACAGCAGCAGCAGCACUAUUAUCGCGAUGUUGCUGGGGGCAACAGCAAUGGCGGCAAUGCCUACUAUAACCACAAUGCCCAUGCCCAUUCCCAGGCACAUCAUUCAAACUAUGCCACAAGCACAAAUAUCGAAAAGACUGGCAGCAUUCGGGCCAAGACCAAGGCCGAAUUCCUCGAGAAUCUCAACGCGAAGCUGGCGAAGCAGGGAAUGUCUGGACGAGCAUUUGCCGUGCGAAAUCUCAUUAACAGCAAGGCCCUGAUGUAUCAGAAUCCGCAAAAUCUAUCGCGCCCCAGUGCGCAAUACCGUAGACCACCCACCUAUCCCAACACCAGCACGACCACCAAUGCCACUUGCGAAGAUCAGUGCUAAGUGCUAAGCCGGACCCUCGUAUAUGUCACGAGUCGCUAAUGGAUCAAAUCAAGCGUGGAGCCACUUUAAAGCGUAACCAGAAGAUCAACGAUCGCAGCGCUCCCAAAAUACAUUGAAUUAACCUAUAGGCUUAAGCGGAAUAACAUAUUUAUUACCAUAAUAAUUAAUCUAUGAAUAAUCAAGAGGCCCGACGCCUGCUCGAUUGCAGGGCUCUGCAGAGUUUGGUUUGAAACUGAAAACUCGAAACACAACAUACAACUUAAAUACAUAUGAUUACGAUACAACAUAUUCGAUAUACGAUAUUUAACAAGCGCAUUAAGCUUAACUCGAACUAAUCAAUACCUUUCUUGAUUUCCUAUAUCCCAAAAAUGUGUCCGAAAGGCUUUCUUUGUUAAGUGAAUACAAAAAAUGGAAGACAGUUAGCACUCGUAUGUUUAUUUAUAUCCAAAACUCGAAUUUAUCUUUAGUGAGCAUCUGUUAAAAGAUAUUUUAUGUUUAUGUAUUUACCAUAUUUAUAAUUUCCCUUGCUUAUGUACAUACAUAUGAAUAUGAUUUUAACAAACACUCGAAACUAAUAUGACGCCUAAUAAAUGGAAUUUAUCGUAAAA
Drosophila subpulchrella is the source of this 7729-nucleotide messenger RNA. RefSeq names its product protein MTSS 2 (gene mim). The transcript is spliced from 17 exons. Gene Ontology annotation, cellular component: cytoplasmic side of plasma membrane; actin cytoskeleton. The coding region runs from base 948 to 7121 and encodes 2057 amino acids. Lineage: Eukaryota; Metazoa; Arthropoda; Insecta; Diptera; Drosophilidae. Gene Ontology annotation, molecular function: phospholipid binding; actin binding. Gene Ontology annotation, biological process: plasma membrane organization; cell projection assembly. The record is from RefSeq and is a predicted model, not a curated record.